CUUGGUAUUGUUUGUUUAAUGGCCUCUAUUUUUACAGUUACUCGUGCUACCAUUUCCUCCUUGAGAUAUAUCGCGAAACUGGAACUCGAUAACAAGAUGUCUGAUGAGGAACUUGUAGGAGAACACGGAGCCCAAUCUUUAAGUGAAUGUGCUGCCACCUGUCAGAAAGAUUGCGGUUUCUUCGGGUACAAUCCUACGCUGAAGAGGUGCCGGACCCACAAGAAGACGUUCACUUCCGGAAUGUCGGACGAAAACGGAUGGCAGUAUUAUUUUCCGGACUCUCUCCCUUCAGAUUGUAAGGAACUUCGUGACAAUGGUUAUGAUAAAUCGGAUGUGUACGAUAUUUACCCAUACGGGAUAAAGUCCAUUCCAGUCAAAGUUCACUGUAACAUGGAUAUAAUGGGCGGCGGGUGGACGGCAAUCCAAAAACGAAUCGAUGGGUCCGUCAGCUUUGACAUGAACUGGACAGACUACAAAAAUGGUUUUGGUGAACCGGAACAGGAAGUUUGGAUUGGAAAUGACGUUAUCCAUCAAUUAACAAAAGAAAACAACUCGUCCCUGUAUGUGUCCAUCACUCUCCAGAAUGGUACAACGCUGUAUGAAAUGUACGGCGGAUUCUCUGUCUCCGACGAAGCAGGAAAAUAUAAACUCUUUCUUGCAGGACCUGCCACUGGAACUUUAGGUGACAGUAUGUUAGAUACAGGUGAUUCUUACUACGAUCUGUCUGGGAUGUACUUUAGUACCCCAGACAGAGACAACGACCGAUACGACAUAAACACUGGACACUGUGCUCAUUUCUACGGAGGAGGCUGGUGGUUCAACCACUGUUACCACGCCUUCCUUAACGGUCCCUGGGCCCCGAAGUUCUGGAUUAGACCAUGGUAUCCUACAGUUAGUUUGGGGAUGAUUGUAAGGGGUACCACCAUGAUGAUCAGACGUCACUAG
Saccostrea cuccullata (small rock oyster) is the source of this 945-nucleotide messenger RNA. Its product is annotated as fibroleukin-like. The record is from RefSeq and is a predicted model, not a curated record. Bases 19 to 945 code for a protein of 308 amino acids. NCBI's taxonomy places the organism in Eukaryota, Metazoa, Mollusca, Bivalvia, Ostreida, Ostreidae. The transcript is spliced from 5 exons.